AGUACAUUGAAAGCAGCAGCUCAAGAUGCUGCUGCUCGCUGCACUGCUCUGUAUACAAGCCCUGGCGGCAGAAAGCCGCCUGGACUGCAGAUGUGGAGAAACCGUCUGCUCGUGCCUCAUCCUGCAACCGAGCCCCGAGGACCAGCUGUGCGCCUACACUUUGCAAGGGACGCAGUGUUCCGCUGUGGGGCCUGCAGGUGUAGACUCCAGGCUAGAGCAUCUCGUCACAGUAGAAGGUACCGUCGCCAACCCGGACUGUAAAUGUGCAGGAAAGUUUUGCGCCUGCAUUGUAUUGAUAUCAUCCACAGAAGACCGGAUUUGUUUGCGUUCCUCGGAAGGGUCACUCUGCAGCCCAGUACAGAAGGCAAUGAAGCGCUACGACCUCCUGUCUCGGCUUAUAAGUAAAGCUGUAGAGAGUCACGACUCCUGCAAAUGUUCUGGCGGCGCGUGCAUCUGCAGCUGGUCCAAGCUGCGGCCUGACAGCGUCGUUUGCAUGCACUCCUCCGAGCGUCUGUCAUGCACCCAGGUCACCACAGACGACAAAGAUGAGGCACGACUGAUCUCCGACGACAACAACGCAGCGUGUUACUGCUCCAACGCGCGCUGCACUUGCAAGUGGGUGGCAGCAGGGAGCGGCGCCGAGGUGUGCUUCUACUCCGCCAAGGACGUGCGCUGCCACACCCACCCCACGCGCGACGGAGCGCCGCCGCCCGCUGACAUGCAGCCGCUGCAUCGGAUCCUCAGAAACGCCGUGCCGAAAAGGGGCUGUUACUGUACCAACGAGAUCUGCACCUGUGAAUGGGGCUUUGCAAUCAAGACCCCCUUCUACAUCUGCUUGACACCUGAAGGUGAAUGCGACAGGGUCGAUACCACUGAUAAACAGCCGUCCCAGCAGUUGGCUCCUAACAGUUGCAGCUGCUCCAGCUCACAGUGUGUCUGCAGAUGGUCCAAAGUCAAGAAAGGUAACCGGAUGUGUUAUCACGGUAAUGGUGUGAUGUGCCUUGAGGUUGUGUUGAAGGGUUAGAUCCUGCCUCAGGCUGAUGAACAGCAUGAGUUUUUGUUGAGCAGGACAUGUUAAUAGAGUUAACCUGUACGAAGCAAAAUAAUCGGAUUUGUUGUGAAAAAUAAUCUUGCAUAUUGCUACAGAUGUGUGAUGAUAUAACACAUCAGCCAAUACUGUGAAUUACCGUCGCUGAGUGUGGUCGAUAUCUACAGGCAAAAAGGAGAUAAAAACCAUUUUCUCAAAUGCGUUGUCAUCCAACGAGUCAUACAGUUUUAAUCAAUAUUAGAAAUAAACUGCAUUUAUACUAAAAUCGAAAGGGACAAGUUACUGUUUGCUAACACUCUCAGUUUUGUGGAUUAUUGACUAUAAAUAUUUAAUGCUUAUUGUAAUUUUAUAAAUAUUUCGAUACUGAAAUAAAACUUUCAUUACAUCAAAAAACCUGUUGAUGAAACGUGUUACAUUUCAUCAAAGACAGUUAAAACAAAAAAUUUCGGUAAAAUAAAUUUUUGUCUGUCAAUACCAAAGUGCACACAGAAUGGGUAAAACCUUCGUAUGUGCUGAAAUGUUUGAGAUGGUCUCUUGAAUCACUCAUUGUAAUGAAAAUCACAAAAAAGUUAUAAAAUCCACAUUAAUAGUUUGCUGUACUAUUAUAUUAUUAUUACCUUUAAGAUUUUGAUUUGUAAUAUGUUGCUCGCAUUUCAAAUCUCUUGUAAUGUAAUGAACUAAAAAUUUUCACACAAAAAAUUAAAUAUUUAUACACCAAUAAAAACUUAGCAAAUUGAACAAGGUUAAAUAUCAGGAAAGACAUAACAUUUGAACUUUACUCACAUAAAACAAAUGAAGCUGUCGCCGAAUUAUUUUAUAAAAUGAACAAAUCUCUCAUAAGGUAAAGCAAUAACUGUACUGAUAGAGCACUAGUUCCUAAAUUAGAGCCUAUGACCAU
This is a messenger RNA of Schistocerca americana (American grasshopper), 1946 nucleotides long. RefSeq lists its product as uncharacterized. The coding region runs from base 26 to 1024 and encodes 332 amino acids. The transcript has 7 exons. NCBI's taxonomy places the organism in Eukaryota, Metazoa, Arthropoda, Insecta, Orthoptera, Acrididae. The record is from RefSeq and is a predicted model, not a curated record.